Molecule: messenger RNA, 564 nt
Organism: Dibothriocephalus latus
Lineage: Eukaryota; Metazoa; Platyhelminthes; Cestoda; Diphyllobothriidea; Diphyllobothriidae
Source: the annotation of a GenBank genome assembly
UCCGAGUUGGUACCUCUCCAGACCCCUCGGCUAUGGAGCGGUGACACACUAACCCUUCCCCCGCCCGACCAAGUGGAUAGUACUUCCAUUGAGCCCUCUACGGGAGCUGUGCGUGAGGCCAUCUCGCGGUCCAGUGAUUCCCCCACCGCUGCCUGGACAGCUGGCGACAUCUACUGGUCUGUCCUCACACUUUCGCUAAUGAUCCUGCCCGCCCUGGUGAUGACCAGUUUCAGUCUUGCAUGGUAUCUGCUAGACAAACGAGCUUCCGUUGACCCUCCGCGAUCCACUAAGGCUUGGACCAUUCGAAUCGUUCUGCAUGCUCUUCAGCUUGCACCCAUUGUCAGCCUAACACAUAAACUUAUAAAGGGGAACAAGACCAAGUCCUUCGGUUCCCAGGACGCUUCGGCUGACCUUUUCGUUUUUGUAUGCAACUCAAAGAUGCGGCCAUUUACUCUGAUAUAUGCAGCAACUUGUUUGCCGCUUCUUGGCGUUUGCCGAAAGCGUUCCUGCCGAGUUCUUUUGAUUCUCAGCAAUCGUCACCACCCCACCAGUUUGCCCCUGUAA